UAUAUGGGGGGAAACUUGUGUCUUGGACACUACUUGUCUUUGCCUUCUACAAUAAGGAAGUACAAAGAAAGAAAGGAAAGAGGGGAGCCCUUGGCCUUUUCUUCUGCUUUGUUUGUUUCUUGCAUUAAGAAGGAGAUCUAGCUAGAGAGAUCAUCUAGCUUAAUUAAUUAGGACAUGGGGAGGCUACCAUGUUGUGACAAAGUGGGCAUGAAGAAGGGCCCUUGGACACCUGAGGAGGACAUCACCCUUGUCUCUUACAUCCAAGAGCAUGGCCCUGGCAACUGGAGAGCUGUUCCCACUCAAACUGGGCUUAUGAGAUGCAGCAAAAGUUGUAGGCUGAGAUGGACGAACUAUCUAAGACCAGGCAUCAGAAGAGGCAACUUCACUGACCAAGAAGAGAAGCUCAUCAUCCACCUCCAAGCUCUUCUAGGCAACAGAUGGGCGGCUAUAGCUUCUUACCUUCCGGAGAGAACAGACAACGACAUCAAGAACUACUGGAACACAUAUCUUAAGAAGAAGCUAAAGAAGCUCGACUCCGAUGACCAGAAAAGCCAAAAUGGCUUCCCUAGCAAGCACUCCAGCUCCAGUAAAGGCCAGUGGGAGAGAAGGCUCCAAACUGACAUUAACAUGGCGAAGCGAGCUCUCUGCGAAGCCUUGUCUCUCGACAAUACUGCGCCCAACAGCUUAUUAACCAAUUCACAAGCCAACCCUACAGCUCAUGGCUGCUACAAUUCAAGUAGUAUCCAACCAUCGACAUACGCUUCGAGCGCGGAGAACAUAUCUAGGCUUCUUCAAGGAUGGAAGAAGAACUCGCCGAGCCGCUCCUGCUUAUCGGAGACCGAUUCCGCCUCUUCCACGAGCCACGGAAUGGGGAGUGCUUCGUCUAACUGCAUCGUGUCACCCGUGCCGCUCGAUCCAUUUAUCGGCUUCUGCUCCUCCUCGUCGGAGCUUUCGGAGGGAGGCAGAAGCCCCGUGAUCGGAGAUGAGGGAAAGGUGGGGGUUUUUGAGGUGCAAACGCCGCUCUCAUUGAUCGAAUCAUGGCUUUUCGAUGAUGAUGGUGUUGAGCAAGGGGGAGAGGACUUUGUUCAUGUAUCAAUGGAUAACAUUUUUUAGUUUCUAAUAUUGGCCGUAUUAUGUGAUGGUUUUUUUUUUAAAUUUUGGGGAUCUUUUAGAUGUGAGUAUUAAGGACUCAAAGAAAUUACGAAGUGUAAAUUGCUGAAGUUAGAUAAGCUAUAUGUGUUGAUCAUUAUGUGGUAAUUAAUCUGAUAUUCUAUCUA
Molecule: messenger RNA, 1277 nt
Organism: Ananas comosus (pineapple)
Lineage: Eukaryota; Viridiplantae; Streptophyta; Magnoliopsida; Poales; Bromeliaceae
Product: myb-related protein 306-like
Exons: 3
Coding region: 175-1113 (312 amino acids)
Biological process (GO): response to auxin
Source: RefSeq, a predicted model, not a curated record